This is a messenger RNA of Lithohypha guttulata, 2073 nucleotides long. RefSeq lists its product as uncharacterized. Gene Ontology annotation, molecular function: ATP binding; nucleic acid binding. Gene Ontology annotation, cellular component: mitochondrion. NCBI's taxonomy places the organism in Eukaryota, Fungi, Ascomycota, Eurotiomycetes, Chaetothyriales, Trichomeriaceae. The transcript has a single exon. The coding region runs from base 1 to 2073 and encodes 690 amino acids. The record is from RefSeq and is a predicted model, not a curated record.
AUGUUACCCGUCACUCGUCGAGCGACAAGUGCUCUUCGGGCCAUUACUUUCGCCGCCUCCUCUUCACGAUGUAUCACUAGACAGCCUAUUGCAAGAUUAUCAUUACCCUCAAUAUCGAUACAGCCGCAGUAUAUACGAUCUUUUACAUCAUAUUUUCCUCGCUUACAGCAGUAUGCUGAAGCAGAGACCGAAGAGUUAUCGCAAUCAGAGGGUCAACAUGAGUUUACUCGUUUUGAAGAACUGGCCGAGAACAACAUCAUAUCGCCUAAAGUCAUUGACACACUGACAAAGCGUAUGAAUAUUCACGACAUGACUGAGGUUCAAAAAAUGACCAUCAAUCACUGUCUGGACGGUAGCGAUGUGAUAGCGCAAGCAAAGACUGGUACAGGAAAGACUCUGGCUUUCCUCUUGCCUAUCGUGCAGCGGAUACUUCGCGAUGGUAGUCUCGAGCAACGAACUCGACAAAGGGCCAGUGUUGGCGAUAUUCGUGCUCUCAUUAUCUCCCCAACCCGAGAACUUGCUGAACAAAUCGCGGUCGAAGCCAAAAAAGUUGUAGCCAAUACUGCAGUCAAGGUACAAACUGCGGUUGGCGGCACGCAAAAAAGCCAGCAUCUCAGACAGAUGCAAUUCGAAGGCUGUCACAUCCUUGUCGGUACACCAGGUCGAGUCCUCGAUAUCAUCUCAGACAGGAGUACAGGAGUCUCUCUGGAAAACAUUGAAACCUUUGUUCUCGACGAAGCUGAUCGUCUUCUCGACAUCGGUUUCGCCCCUGCCAUUGCCGACAUUCAAUCUUAUAUGCCUCCACGCGCCGAACGAAAUCGACAAACCCUCAUGUUUAGUGCCACCGUUCCCAAGUCCGUCGUCCAACUCGUCCGCGAAACCCUCAGACCUGAUUUCAAGUUCAUCCGUACCGUCGAUCCCAACGAAGUUCAAACCCACGAACACAUUCCUCAGCAAGUCGUCUUCGGCAAAGGCCUGCAGAAUCAGAUCCCUAUUAUCAUGGAGGUAGCAUACAACGCCAUGCAAGCGCACAAGCAAGAUUCCAAGAACACAAUGCCAUUCAAAGCCAUCGUCUACUUUGGCAGUACUGCAGAGGUUGCAAUGGCCUUUGACGCCUUUACGAAGAUGCGUGAUCCAGAUGCACCACGGUCAAUGUUCCAGCCGCAUCCUCUUGAUCCUUGCCGCCUCUACCAGAUGCAUGGCAAGCUUGCUCAGGCUCAGCGCACACGUGAGUCAGAGGGCUUCCGUCGUGCUGAAUCUGCAAUUCUGUUCAGCUCUGAUGUCACUGCUCGAGGAAUGGACUUUCCUAACGUUUCGCAUGUCAUUCAGAUCGGUCUUCCUCGUUCCUCAGACGACUACGUCCAUCGUGUCGGAAGAACUGGUCGUGCUGGAAAGAGUGGUGAGGGUUGGCUCGUCCUCAACAACGACGAAAGAGGCGAUAUUGAGCGCAAGAUGCGGAACUCAGGUGUAGAUCUCAAAGAGGCGGACCUAGUCACUGCAAGUCUAGACAUGACAAGAGCUGCACAGAUACCGGCUCACAUCAGCAGGCUGCUGAAAUAUGUCGAGGUCGGUGUGAAGAGUGUGCCCUACAAUACCAAGGCAGCCACUUACGCUGCUCUAUUGGGUGUGCUGCAGCAGCAGAACCCCAACAGAAGGAAACAGGCUCAAUUGGAUAUGAUGAACAACCUGGCCAAGUAUGGCUGGGGCAUGCAGCAGCCCCCACCAAUCAGUCCGAAACUCGCACAGAGAAUUGGCUUUGGUGGGCUGCAGGGGUUGCGUCUCGAGGAAGAAAGACCUAGGGAGUUUGGCGACAGAGAUGGAAGAGGAGGUGAUCGAUUUGGAGGACGAGAUGGCGGUACCCGAGGCUAUGGUGGUGGAUCACGAGAUGGAGGAAGAUCGUUUGGUAGAGACGCUCCUCCAAGUGGCAAAGGUGUCUAUGGCGGAGGGAGCAGGGGUAGUGGCGACGCUUUCGAUGCCAUGGGUAUGGGUGGUGGUAGUUCGAGAGGUGGACCAAGAGGUGGAAGUGGUGGAUUUGGUGGUAGAGGUGGUGGACGAGACUUCAACAGAAGGUGA